Molecule: messenger RNA, 1726 nt
Organism: Cuscuta campestris
Lineage: Eukaryota; Viridiplantae; Streptophyta; Magnoliopsida; Solanales; Convolvulaceae
Source: the annotation of a GenBank genome assembly
CACGUUUACACACAACUCUCCACUUCCCUUGCUCUUAUCCCUGCCGAAUUACCCUCUCUCCUUCCCAAGACUUUCACUCUCUCUCACCAUGAAGAAGACCAUCUCCAAGGUCUCCAAGAUCUUCAACGGCGGCAAAAAAUCUAAGGAGGAUGAUAGUGUCUCCUCCAUCACCCCAGCGCAACUAGGGGAGAUGAGGGCGAUGAUCCCUCCUGACUACGGAGUCCAGGAAGCCACGGGUACUACUUUGGAAUGCAACCCUAACAUCUCCCGCCGGCUGGUCGUCCACUACGACUCGGUUAGGAUGGGAUGUCGCUUUCCUCUCCACCCCCUCUUGAUUGAGAUUUGCACCCGCUAUGCCAUCCCCCCCGGCCAAAUUUCCUCGAACUCCCACGAGAGUCUGUUCGGCUUCUUGGCGCGAUGUCACAAGAGAGGCAUCCAACCCACUUUGAAGCUUUUCCUCUCUUCCGUCCCCACAAUUCCCGAAGAUCUUCCCUUCCCCAACAUGUGGCGGAAGAAGGAAGAUAAGUUCCCUUCUCACCUUUUUCCCCCUCGCGACUCGGAGCUCGAGGGGGUCUUCCGUCUUCUUCGCAAGAACGGCCAUCCGGUCCCCCGCGUGCUCCUCCUCAAGGACUCGUAUUUUCGGGGUCUCGGGUAUUGGGUGUCUCCCGAUAUCCCUCUCCAAGAGCCUUCGGGAAACACUACUUCUUCCCGGGUUCCUCCCUUUAGGGUCACUCGAACCCGUCGGGCUUCGCGGCGGUCCUCGCGACGGGAUCCUUCCCCGGAGGAGGACACCGAAGGCGAAGAAACGGAGUCCGUGACUGGGGCACAGCCUCUAUCAUUGGUCGAGCGUCCUCCCUUUUCGGGAGAGGUGGUGGUUCAGGACGUCUCCGACGAGGAUGGCCUCUAUGACUUUUCUCCUUGGACCCUGAGGGGACCCCAUCUUAUCCCCGGCGUUCCUCACCUUCCUCUCUUUGGUAGGGGAACUUCUUCUUCGGCUCAGCCCAGGGGCCCACUAGGUUUCCACCCCCAAACCGGUGGGACCCUUCCGACUCGGCGCGCCACUGGUUCGCAAGGGUCCCUUGAGCCGCCUCACGUUCAGGUGGCCGGGACUGGCUGUGGGGAAGACGAAGCAAUUUCCCAGCCCCAAACGUCCAAUAUCCUCAAUUUUGCAAAUUCUGCGGCGGAGAAUAUUUUUGGGACACCCUUUGGUCAUGGCGACGUUCCUCUCCCCGGAGCAAACAUCCAUCAGUCUUUUUUGGAGACGGAGGAGUUAAUUCGGUCCUCCAGUUUUGGGAAGGCUACUGUCCCAUCCUCCAUCCGUCCCACUGCCAUCCCCGGUCCAUCAAUUCAGGAGACCGGGUCUUCCUUUUCUUCUCAGGUCCGCCACAAGAGGGGCCGGAACUCCACCCCUCUCCCCGGUUCUCUGGUGUCCGCCGGUCCUCCCAUGGGGACCGCCGAUGAUGAGUUUCUCAUUGGGCAAGGGAGUCAACCCUUUCCCUAUGCCCGGGAGGCCUAUCAGUUCACAGGAUACACGUCCUGGGUAGGACGGGACUUCAACAACAAGCUUCAAGAAAUACAACAGCUCAAGAGGGACCAUCCUGACGUGGUCCACAGCCCGGCCUGGCCAUUUAUGCAGGAGGAGUAUACUCGACUGCUAACUUUUGCUGCCUUCCUCUUUUGACAGGCCGAUUAUGUUGCCACUUCCUCUGCUCAGCGCCAUUCCCUU